Messenger RNA from Bactrocera oleae (olive fruit fly), 3181 nucleotides. RefSeq names its product nuclear exosome regulator NRDE2. Gene Ontology annotation, cellular component: catalytic step 2 spliceosome. Gene Ontology annotation, biological process: regulatory ncRNA-mediated heterochromatin formation; negative regulation of RNA catabolic process. NCBI's taxonomy places the organism in Eukaryota, Metazoa, Arthropoda, Insecta, Diptera, Tephritidae. The record is from RefSeq and is a predicted model, not a curated record.
GGAAAAGUCAGCUGAUUUGUAGAAGACAUAAAGUCCACAAGUAAUAAUAUUUUGCGGUUUUUAAUAUUUCAUUCAUAUAUGCAAUUAAAAGUAAACUCGUAAUUAUUUGCGUUUAGUAACGUAUUGACGUAUCAUUGACAUUUUAUAAUGAAUUGUUUGGGAUUUCAUUCGAAAUAAAAAGUAAAUUAUCCUGCAUAUACUAAACAACGUCACAUCCAAUGUCUAUUUUCCCCGCAUAUACGGACGAAGAGGAGAGAAUCAACAAUGGUGCUGUCGCAGAACGUAAUCCAAUCCCUUCAUCCAGUUGGUUAAGGAACAGUAGUUUCGCCUUGGAAAAUGAUCAUAUUAAAAGUUUGGAAAGCGUUGAAUUCAUGGAUUCAAGUUGUUCAUUGGGCAAAAGUGAUACUGAAUAUACACAAAAAACAAAAAAGCAUAAAAGAAAAGCACAUAAAAAGAAGAGUAAGAAAAAAAAAAAUGAAACUGAUUGCAAUACUCAGAUUAUGCCUAUACUGGAGUUCAACGGCGCUGAAGGGUAUUAUAUAGAUAAAUCUAAGAUCCAAAUAUAUCUUACCGUACGCACUUUACAUAAACCUGCCUGCCCUCGUUAUCGCUACCGGUCAAGCUAUAUUUUGGGAAAGGGUUUCUCAUACAAGUCAAAUGUUAAAGAGACAACAAACAAAUGUGGAAAGCGCUAUUUUCGUAACAAAUAUAAUAUACAAAAUGAUCUAGUAUGUAACAAUAAACAAAUCGCUCUGGAUGAAAAUGAGUAUAUAUCAAGACUUGGACACCUGAAUCGAAAAAUAUUGCAAACAAAUUCUGAUCUCCAAGUAUGGUUGGAAUUACUAUCUUUACAGGAACAAAACCCCUACAAAUGGUCCCGCGUUUUAUUAGCUGAGAAAAAGCUUGAUAUUAUCAAUCGCGCAUUAAUCAGUUUUCCACGAAAUGAACAGUUGUAUAGAUUUUAUAUCGAUAUUAUAACUGCUACAUAUCCAUCCUUUGAAGUGACAAAAAUGUUGGAUCGUUUGCUAAUGAAAGAUCCUUAUAGUUAUACAUUAUGGACAGCGCAAAUAAUGACAACUCAGGGUUCAAUGGCUAGAUGUAUUGUACCAGAUGUACUUCGAAUCUAUGAACGUUGCAUGCGAAAAAUGCACCGUGCCCAACAAAUAAGCACACCUGUCGUGUCAGAUAUAUCUAAUGCAGACGAUAUAAUGCUACGAUUAUUUAACAAUUGCGCACUUUUUCUCCGACAAGCGGGACUUAAUGAACAAUUCAUUGCAUUAAUAAAACUUGCGCUUGAAUUAAAUAUAACAGCUGUGACUUUUAAGGGAUUUACUCCUCUUGAAUCUGAUCAAAACACUCUUAUCGAAUUCGAAGAACUGGUUCUACAAUCAGGACUUCCAAUGAAUGAAAUAUGGCUCCGUAUUGAAAAGCUUCGACAAGGAUUUAAUUUUUUGCCAUGUCCAGAAAAAAUUAAAUGCAACGAUCCACAGCGUAUUGUUUUUAAUGAAGAUAUAUGUCACUACAUAUAUCCAAUGGAAUCACGAGAAAAUUCAUUUUACUUAAUAUUACUGAUUUUAAAAUUGCUUAAAGUGCCAUUCAUUCAAUGUGAAGGAUUAGCAGAGAAGUUUAGCGCUCAUUUGGAGUUUAUCGGUGAUUCGGAUGCAAUUGAGGACAUUUUAGCAGUGUGUUUACAACGAAAUUUUGCAAUUUCUCAAAAUAAUCAAAGAGAAUUUCAAAGGGCCAUUUGUACUUUAACAAAAGAAAUGACAGUAAGCCCUUCUUUCUUAAGUAACACCAUUGGUCAUGACAUAUACAUUCGUUGCGUAACAAGCCUCUUACUUGACUGCGCUGCUUCAUAUAUAAAUAUUGAUAAAAGAAAACAUGAGCUAUUCAUUGUGUUGUGGUGUCGUUUUGAGCGUUUGAUGUUGAUUUUCGAACGGUAUAGUUCAAAAACAUACCAAGAAUAUAUUAAGGCAGGGCGGAAACGGUUUAAAAAUUUACUUAAGCAAAUACCCAACCGAAAUGUGCUUAUUUAUUAUACUGAAUUCGCUAUAUAUGAAUUUGAAUCGUUAAACGAUCCAAAAGAUGUUCAAUCAGUGGAAAAUAUAUUUGAAAACCUUAUUGCUUCUCAUUCUACAGACGAAACUCAAACAUCUGAUUUGUGCUAUACUUACGUAACGUUUGCAGAAAUUCUUAUUGGGUGUGGAAAGGAAGAGAAAGCCUUACAUGUUCUAUUAUCGUUUGCUUUUAGCAGAAAAAAUACCGAAAAAUCUGGUACUGGUAGAAUACUUGCUGCAUUACAGCAAGUCACCGAGAAGUUGGACCAUCAGAUUUCUAUUGAAAAGAGUGUAGAAAUUAUGGUACUUGAGCAAUAUUUAUUACCCGAUUACACUGUGUCAUUGCUAAAAGUGCGAGUGCUAAUUCAGUGUCUUAUUGGGCAAAAAAACGAUGCAAUUUCAUAUCUGGAUAAACUGAUGAAUAUAUUUCGAAGUUGCAAUGACCGACACCGUUUUCUUCGAGAAUGUAUCACGGAAUUGUAUUUGAGUGUACUACAAAUGACAUGCCCAUGUAAAGUGCCAAGUGCCUUAGUUCGAGACAAAAUUAAUAAUGGUCUGACUGAAUAUCCUCGGAACUUAUUCCUUCUCCAACACUGUGGCAUAUUAAACUCAAUUCCUUGGUUUCGAAUACGUACAAACCUACUUCGUAUCAAACCAACCAUCAUGUCAGUUAUAUUUUUAAUUAUCUUAGCUCGUAAUAGAUAUUUUCAGAUGUAUUAUGAUAACGAGUUUGAUAAACAAUGUAAUGAUUUAGUCAUCCGCAAUCGCAUUCUUCAUAUAUUCAAAACUUUAUCUAGUGAUCAUCUCAGCCCAAUUUCAAAGAGAAAUGCAUUGCUAAAGAAUGCAUUAUUUUGGAGGUUAUAUCUUCGUUUCUUAUCAGAUAAGUCAACCGAUUUUGAAACAAGCAAAAAAUGUCUUUUAACUGCUUUGGAUGAAUGUCCGUGGAAUAAGGCUCUAUAUUUGGAUGGAGCAACAUAUGUACCGCAAGAGUUAUCACAUUUGCAAGACUUAAUUAUCGAAAAGCAAUUACGUAUUUACGCACUUCCUGAAGAGCUUGAAAUUUUACGCGGUCAAUGAACAUAAAUGCAUUUGAAUUCAAUUAAAAAACCAAAAGAAAAUUUUUA